This is a messenger RNA of Musa acuminata AAA Group (dessert banana), 953 nucleotides long. Its product is annotated as protein REDUCED CHLOROPLAST COVERAGE 1-like. The transcript is spliced from 6 exons. Gene Ontology annotation, biological process: organelle organization. Gene Ontology annotation, cellular component: cytoplasm. The coding region runs from base 46 to 672 and encodes 208 amino acids. Gene Ontology annotation, molecular function: protein binding. The record is from RefSeq and is a predicted model, not a curated record. Lineage: Eukaryota; Viridiplantae; Streptophyta; Magnoliopsida; Zingiberales; Musaceae.
GCAUGCUCAUCUGCAGAUGCACGACAACUUCUAGAGUCUUCGAAAAUGGCACUUGAUAAGGGUAAACUUGAAGACGCAGUCAACUAUGGAACAAAGGCCACAACUUAUCAGCAGAAGGCAUUGGACAUAAAUGAGAGGGAGCUUGGAUUGGAUCAUCCAGAUACAAUGAAGAGCUACGGCGACCUAGCUGUUUUUUACUACAGGCUUCAACAUACUGAAUUGGCUCUAAAGUAUGUGAAACGUGCGUUGUAUCUUUUGCAUCUUACUUGUGGACCAUCUCAUCCAAACACAGCUGCUACAUAUAUUAAUGUGGCUAUGAUGGAGGAAGGCCUGGGAAAUAUACAUGUGGCACUUAGAUAUCUUCAUAAAGCUUUGAAAUGCAAUCAGAAGUUGCUUGGUCCUGACCACAUUCAGACCGCAGCAAGUUACCAUGCGAUAGCUAUUGCACUAUCCUUGAUGGAAGCAUAUCCUUUGAGUGUUCAACAUGAGCAAACAACAUUACAAAUACUUAGAGCAAAGCUUGGUCCAGAUGACUUGCGUACUCAGGAUGCUGCUGCCUGGCUCGAGUACUUUGAGUCAAAGGCUAUUGAGCAGCAAGAAGCUGCUCGAAAUGGUACGCGGAAGCCUGAUGCAUCUAUUGCCAGCAAAGGCCACCUGAGAUGUGCCAACUGAAUUUUCUACUUCCACUAAAAUGAUGAAUAUCCUAUGCCUGAUCUCCUUGAUUUCAUUGAUUCCAACCAAGAUGGUAGAGGAAGAGAUGCUGAAUCCCUGAAGAGGAAGAAUCUGGGUUUAAUGGUAUGUUGAUAAGCCUUUAUCUUGUUUAAAUACUUCUGAGAAUCUAAUUGUGUAUUUAUGUUUGGUCAUGUUGGCUUACAUGUUUAAUAUAUCCGCUUGCUACCUGAAUGAUUUUUUAAGUGGUAGAUCGAAUAAAUGUCAAAGACAACAUUUAUAGA